Zasmidium cellare ATCC 36951 is the source of this 1527-nucleotide messenger RNA. RefSeq lists its product as uncharacterized. NCBI's taxonomy places the organism in Eukaryota, Fungi, Ascomycota, Dothideomycetes, Mycosphaerellales, Mycosphaerellaceae. The transcript has a single exon. The record is from RefSeq and is a predicted model, not a curated record. Bases 1 to 1527 code for a protein of 508 amino acids.
AUGGCCUCUCCUUACCACUUCAGCCCCGCGCAUUCGCGCGACUCGUCAGCUGGAUCAAGCGCAUCCUCACCUGUUACGCCUACCUUUUCCACCCGUGGACAUACUCGCUGGCCAAGCUCUACUUCUUCUCUGAUCACGAACCCUGACUCACCUGCGACCGCGCCGACUUCGAAAUCAACUCUCCACGACCUGGUCGAGGACCCGGCUGAGCGCGAUGAUACCGACUUCGACCUUGAGAAGACUAACCCAGACGAACCUCUAUGCAUUUGCGACACGCCUUUCUGCGUGCAUCGCGAAGCAGCCUCCACUCACGACUCCGUCACGUCGUUGGCCACGCCCGAGUGGACUCCGGGCGAUGACUACUUCAGCGAUGGCCAGCUACCCGGAGAACCAAUUGCCAAGCGCCGCAGGUCUGGAGUGAUAUCUUCUGACACUUUUACAUCGCGAUUGAGUCGCCAUUUCCCUUCUAUCAGCAAACGCUUUCAAGGCCAUCGAUCAGCCGCCUCUGUCAAUGGUGCCCAUUUGCGCAGCGCGCCAAACUCUCGGUCUUCUUCUCUCAGGCUGCCAUCUACAAGAUCACUCACAGUGCCUACAACACCCGAGAUCCGCAGUGCCAUGACACCGCCUUUCUCGCCAGCGACUACCAACGAGGAGCGCUCUGUCAGCCCACCAAGAAAGCGAGCAAUAUCUCAGGCCACAUCAGUCCCAAUCGAGAUUGCGACUCCACAACCUCAGGAAGACCCAGUCGAUCGCCAGCAGCAUGCUUCGACACCUUUGCUGCCGCCUAUGAUGGCACAGUACUUCAGUGACUCUUCCGAGGCGUUACAAUCACCACUGCAGUCGCCCACCGUUGCAAACAGUACUGCCGCCUCGACCACAAACACUCCCACUGGCACACCCGUCCUUCCCGGCUUUCCAACCCCGCCACUCUCGGCAAAACCUUCACUGGCGUCGUUACGCAACGCUCGAUCUGGUCAGGUUGCUCAACCGACAUCCGAAAUUCCUCCCCUGACCAUCGCCGAGGAACACGAAGACCCUUGGGCAAACAAGCUGGGUCACGCAGACUUCCACAUCACCCCAGAACCCUACAUCCCGGAAGUUUGUGACGCACAACGUUGCAAACGACUCGCCGACGACUGGGAAUCUGCACGUGUCGAGUACAUGCGCCAAGCAGCACGAAUCAGCGAACACUACGGCAUCACUUCGCAGACCUACAAGCUUACCGAGCAGAAAUGGGCCGAAAUCGAUGCUGCAUGGCGUGCCAACCACGAGCUCGCCAAUGCUGAGGCCCAGGCCUGUGGCGAGAGUCCCUUCUUCCAGCCCCUGGCUGAAACUCAGCCCUUGUCCAAAAUGCCGUCACUCAACGACCCUCAGCAGCCAUCGAAAUUCCCAGCCGUUGACGAGAAGGACAUUGUCGGCCCCAUGGUGCGCUAUGCGAAGAUUCAGCACGAGCAGAAGCCUGCAAAGAAGCCAAACUUUCUCAAACUCUUCACGGACCCGGCAUCCCUUCUCGGUGACCGGCGAUGA